Messenger RNA from Strongylocentrotus purpuratus (purple sea urchin), 8819 nucleotides. It is a transcript of the gene tmem131, whose product is annotated as transmembrane protein 131. Bases 40 to 5448 code for a protein of 1802 amino acids. The record is from RefSeq and is a predicted model, not a curated record. The transcript is spliced from 33 exons. NCBI's taxonomy places the organism in Eukaryota, Metazoa, Echinodermata, Echinoidea, Camarodonta, Strongylocentrotidae. Gene Ontology annotation, cellular component: membrane.
UGUUUUUCUUUUCUUUACAGAGCCAGCAAAACCCAACAUAUGGGAAUUCAAUGGAAUUCAGCGCUUAGAUUUGAACCAGCAAUGUUAGAUUUUGGUGAACAUGCGGUGGGCAUGCCAGAAAUAAGAACGGUUAGGGUGUUCAACCCGCAUCAUGAAAACAUGCGAAUGCUGUCCAUCUCAGGAACAACACCACACUUUCAUUGUUCGUUUUUUCAAGAAAAGGUUUUACCACAAGAUGGGAACACUACGUUUGAUGUAGUCUUUUUAGCAAGAUUGCCUGGAAAUGUAGAAAACACCAUUUUUAUUCGCACAAGUGCUGGUACAACACCAUAUCAGGUGUUCGGCACAGGUGUACCCAAUCCAUACCGAUUGCGUCCGUUCUUGGGCGCCAGAGUCCCCCUCAACAGCAGCUUUUCACCUUUAAUUAAAAUGCACAACCCUUUUAGUUCAGCUCUCAUGGUUACAGAAAUGUACAGUAGUGGGGGAGACUUGCAUCUAGAGUUACCAUCAGGUUCACAAGAAGCACCCAGAAACCAGUGGGAGAUAGCGCCAUACCAGACCAAGUCUGUCAUGAGGGCUAGUUUUGUGGGUCGGACUGAAAACAACCAUACGGCAUUCAUCCGUAUCAGGACCAACCGUACAUCACUUAAACAAGGCCCUCUUGAGGCAGAAGAGGGAGAGUUUCUUAUGCUACCUGUAGAAGUUGAGGUUUCAUCAGUUCCUGGUAUUUAUUCUUCUCUGGAAAUGAUGGACUUUGGAACUCUACGCACUCAAGAUGAACCGAAAACCAUUCCCCUCUAUUUACUAAAUACGGGUCCAAAAGUCGUGCAUAUAUCGUCUGUAUCCCUAGUUAGAGCCAACCAAGCUAUUUCAAUAGAUUUCAGUCCGAUGGGGUUGCGGCCCUCAGACACACACAUCAGGGUUGCCAAUUUGACCUUUCACCCUAGAAGAGCCAAUCAUACAAGACUCUGGUCAGGAAAGAUCAUUAUAAAGACGAAGGAAAAAGGCUUCAAACUUCUGAUUCCAUAUCAAGCACAUGUACUUCAAGGUAUUCUUAGGUACAGUAGGAACAACACCUUGUUUUACUUGUCAGACCCUCCUCCAAAAGGUAUGACAGAGAGGAAUCUAUCACUCACAAAUCUCUUCAACUUCUCCAUAGUUCUGCAUAGCAUGAAGCUCGUGGAUGAUGCUAAAGAGGUUUUUAGUGUGAUGAAUGUCAGUCUACCUGUAUCGAUAACACCGCAACAAACAUACAGUGAUUUGGUGUUACGCUUCAACCCUGCAAACGCAUCUCAACCUGUGUCUGCUACACUGAAACUUAACACCAAUGCUUCAGUGUUUACCGUUCCAAUCUAUGCCUAUACUGGCAAGUUAAAGUUUUCUAUAAGCUCCGAUAAGGACAAGGUUGACUUUGGUACGAUGAGUGUAACAGAUACAAGAACAACAUCGAUAGAAGUAGUCAACAAUAACCCUGUGGAGGUGCCAUUAGAGAUGUUUUCGUGUACAUUAGAGAAGUGUUUCAUGUUACUCAGGAGUAUAGAGAGAAUAGAUGAUAGCAACAUGGAUGGGAAUGAAGACACGGUCAUACCCUCACCCAAAGCAGUUGUUAUACCAGCUGGUCAUGUAGCUAACUUUGUUGUGACGGUGACGGCACCACUAAGUGAAGGUCAGUUUGUAGGUGAGGUCAUCUAUAAGACAGCGUAUGAAGAGAAAAGAAUCAUGGCUACCUUGAAGACUGUAGAAGGCUACCUCAGUGUACGGCCAGAUUACAUCACUAUGAAACCAUCAUUCCCUGGUUAUACACAGUCUCAGAGCUUCACUGUUUCUAAUAGCUUCAGUCAUCGGCUUAGAAUAGAGAGUAUAGCGCCCGACCCUCCCGAUGAUAGGUUCUAUUACAAACCACCGGUCAAAGUAGUCAACGUUGAAGUAGAUGCACACAAGAAACAAAAGAUUGGGAGGAUAGUCUUUGAUUCCAGGAAGCAGUGUGCUACAGACUGUUAUGUAGGAUUACAACCAAACUCACCACAAUCUGAGAUGUGGUUGUCAUCGCUUGCUUUGCCUGAUGAUACACAGGACAUUGACAAGCUUUCCUACAACUACCUGCGUAACAAAUGGUACAAGCUGGUAGAAUCAGGACAGACAAGUGUGAACACCACGAUGUAUCUGAAUAGCAACCUAGUGAAGAAGAUACCUAUUACAGUCCAGGCAGAGUUAGAGUGGCCUACGCUAGCAGAUAGACAAGAAGCAAAGUUUCCUCUCACAUACAUCGGCAACACUUCAAUUGCUGAGGUGACCCUAUUGAAUCCUACAGACAGACUGGUAGUAGCUCAGCUACUUCCCAUCUCAGCUUACCAGGAUCCAGCAGGGGCAUUAGAUCUACUUACAGAAAGCAGUGAACAGAUGGAUCCAGAGUUCAUAGAAAUUGAUGAUCCUGAAGUCUUCUUUCUAGCUGAUGUUAAAGAUAAGUCAUCACCAGGAAAAUGCCUCAAAUCUCAGCGUGAAGCAGUAGAGAGUUUGAUAGGUGUGAAGACAAGCCCAGAUGCUCUCAUUGUUAGUAUCAAACCUAAACAGAAUGUUACAGUUCAUCUAGGGUUUAGACCAACUGAUACUAAAGAAAGAUAUUCCCUCAUCUUAAUUAGGAACAACCUGACAGUGUUAGAUGCAGUGGUAGUACAGGGCCAGGGAGGUUCAGGAGAGCUUAGACUUAACAACAAACGACCUGGUGUCAACAGCAAUCUACUAUUUGAACUUAAAAGUAGCCAUCUUGUCGACUGCAAUAAAACAUCUCCUAAAGCAAGGAGUCCACCCAACUUCACUGUGAAGAGAACAUUCAACAUGAAGAACACUGGUCAGUUACCACUAUCCAUCGAUACAUUCCUCAUCAAUGGGAGACUGUGUGAGGGCUAUGGUUUCAGGGUCUUACAGUGUAGACCAGUGGAGAUUCUACCCAAUGAAACAAGGAGGCUUGAUAUAGCAUUCACACCCGACUUCACUCUAAACCGAGUCACACGUGAGCUAGAGGUUGUAGCCUUUACUGGUGAGACGCUAUCCUUCACACUCAUAGCUACUCUACCGCCUAACAUGUUAGCUCCAUGUACAGCUGCCUUACCGCGACCUCAAUGGGAAAUCCCCCUCCAUCUCCUGUCUGUAUGCCUGAUGGCUCUUCUCUUCCUGGUCAUAGUAGCAGUGUCCUACCUUGAGAUGGUCAGGUAUCUAGAACCAAUAGGAACCAACAAGGCUAAACUAUCAGAGGCUGAUCAAGAUGAGAUUGAUUCUAUCAAACCCUUUGAUCUGAGGAAUAUAGCUGGGUUGAAACCUGUACCACAUGGUGGGGUUGGUGGUGAUGGAGGUGAUAGAGGAGGUGCUGUUAGUUUGCCAGGAGGAGCAGGUGGUGGUGGAGGGGGUGCAAACUCAACGGCAGCAAACAAAGCAAAGUCUAGAGCAUCGAGUCUCCUGUCUUCGUUAGGUGAAAAGCUGAACAUAUUUUCUGGGAGCAGAUCGGUUUCCAAAUCUCGUUCUGUUUCUAGUUCGGUAGCCAACAAUACACGGCAGGCAGAGAGUCGCGGCUCCAUUGAUCGGGAAAAAGUCCAAUUGAACAAUUUAAACAGUACUACAACCUCGUCAGCUCCUAAAGUUUUUAAUAGGGCGCCCUCUGGUCAGCCAGCAUACACGCUGCAAGAUCGGAAGGCUUCUCGGAGCAAGCGAGGUCUCCCACCUGAUUUUGAAAAUAAUUUGGAAUCAGAACCAGUUGGAAAUAACAGCGAAUAUAGCAACGGUAGAGUCUUGUCUAGCGAAAUGAUAGAUGAGAAUCAUGUGAACCACGCUGGAGAUUACGAAUCAUCUUACCAAAAGCAUAACUCACGAAUGAGAGGUAAAGUGAGUGGAAGAGGAGAUGAGGGACACAUGGGGUCAGAGGUUAAAGAUGACGAGAUUUCAUCGACCACUACAGAAGAAUCAAAUGCAGAGUCAGAAUAUUCAGAGAGAAGCAGCAAACAAUAUGUUGAUGACGAUGCUAGCCUUAGUGAAUCAGGAGUGUCUACUACCCCUGCUGAUGACCUUGAGGCUGAAGGUCAACGUUUAGCUGCUCAACGAUUCAAGAAUGUCAAGUCUAAGGGCAAACCUCGUAAGGGAUCGUCGAAGGCUAACUCUAAAUCUACUUUUCAUGGUGACGUCUGCCGACCAAGCACCCUGGAGCUACCAUACACGACAGCUUUGGAGGCAGGUCGUCGUCAGGACAACUUUGACAAAGAGCCGACCUCACCACACUCCAUUGCAGCAAAGGUCGCUGCCAAGGCAACUAAGAAAACAAUCAAGGUUUCUAAGACAGGCAAGUCAAUGGACAGUGAUGCAACCAGUACAACAAGCAGUGAAGCAGACAAGGACUCACCCCUACCCCUAUGGGAUCAAGCCAAACCUAUCCCAUCAGGUCCUGCUCAUCAACGCCCAACGGCUCAGACACAGCAACCCAUCGGAUCAGCUCCACGUCCUAGUUCAGCUGCUGCUGGGUUGAUUGCUAGGCCUAUCAGCUACAGCAGUGCAGUGUCUGGGGCAGCUCAGGGGGAAGGAGCAGGGCCUAACGCAGAAGAGGGUAAGACUCCUAACACCAAGUCUAAACUGACCAAGCAACUAUCAGCACCUGAAGAGAAGUCUGCAUUCAGUACUGUCAACGACACCAAGCCUACCCAUCCAGGAACCAUUGGAACGAAGCAGAAUAAGAGCAACAAGCCCCGCUCUGCUGGAGCCACUGUUCAACAGCCUCCAUCAUGGAGUCAGACUGCGGGACACGUAGAAGCUAGUGGUAGCAGCUCAGAUACAGGAUCAUCAGCUGGUCCUGCUAGUCCAAGUUUCUUUGGCUCCUCUGCUAUCAAACUGGACCAGAACUCUGGACUUAUGAAGAACAAGAAGAAACCGACCCCGUCUCAAUUCAACUUUGUAGGAGAUGCUUUGGGUGCUGCAUCCAUGUGGGAUAACCCAACUCCAUCUCCACUGAGCGCACCCCCAGGACUACCUCCACCAACAUCAAGUCAAGCAGGAGGCCUAGGUGACUGGUUGGGUUUUGGAGUGAGUCGUGCUCCUACUGCUAGUAGCAUGUGGGAGUCAAGUCCAUCUACAUCUAACACAGCCACCUGGUCUACCAACUCUGCAUCACCAGGAUACCCUCAACAGAACUACUACCCGUCUCAAGGUCUGUGGUCUAGCCCCAGCUCCUUGGGCGGAGGAGAGCACACCUGGGCCGGAGGGAGUACUAGUCUCUUUGAUAACUCUAUCUGGAGUAGCUCAUCGGAUAAUAACAGCUCCCUCAUGGAUACCAGUGGUGCUCAUAAUGCAGCAGACCCUGAGGCAACUCCACGAGCUUUUGACCCGUUUCACAGCAGUAUCUGGGGUCCUUCUCAUGGCAGCGGAGGCCCCAACCCCUGGGCUAACCCCGACACAGAUAACAACAAAUAGAGAGAAAGACAGUAAUCAGCCAUGGUUUAAUCAUAGACAAGCACUUUUUUUCAUUUUAUUCUCAACUUUUUGUUCCCUCCCCUCCCCUCCCCUCCCCCUGCACAAAAAUGUCAAGCAAGUACAUCUCAUAGUGUUUUAAAUUAUUGUACAAAUCAGAUGGUUAUCUUUUUUAUCUUAUUUAUAUGUAGUGAGAUGGUGAGGGUGUUUGAUUCGGCUAACAUUCUAUAACAAAUUUGCUCUCAGCCAAUCAAAUGGCAUGAUUACAGUAGCUUAUAACAGGUAUUGUAACGUGCUAUUGAUCCAUUUUAUGGUAACAUUGGUGAUUAACACAAAGCAAAGAAUGGGUUUAAUAAUUGAAUGUGAUGUGAACUUUCUACCUGAAUAAGAUAAGUCUAAAGGCAAAAUGUAUCAAUGAUCUUUAGGGGUACUAUUAACAAUGUGAAAUGCUAUAGACAGCAAGUUAAUUGAGUUAACAAUACUGGAUGAAACGUUUUUCUUAGAAAUAUAACUUCAGUAACACUGAUACCAUGUUUUCAUCAAAGUGUGUACAACCAAAGCAGAAAACAAAGUACACAUUAUAAAUGACAAAAUCAAGAUGCUGGAAUCCUCAUUUUAACUCUCUAGAUUGUAUUUUCGAUGAAAAAAACAACUGUCCAUCACUUUUUCUUUUCCAAAACAUAAACAUUGAUAGAUGCACAUGUCAUCCACACACACACACACACGCACACACACACACACACACAAAAACAAGCACUCUCAUAUGAAGGAUUAACAAAAUCUUAAAUAGUACCUCUACUUUGUUGAUGAUUAAGUUCUGUUAUGCAAGAUAAUGAUAAGCACUGUAUGCUAUGUUGAAUGCCAAAUAAAACAUGAAGCGCUGGGGAUUUUUAAAGUUUGCUAUAUAAAUGUGUAUAAAUGGGUGCAAGCUUUUGCAAUUAUGUAAAAAAUGUCUUGCAUUCCUUUUUUAAAAAGUGUAUUGAAUGUAAUCUGAUUGGGAUGAUGCCCUUUUAUUUUACAUUUCUUCUCAUUCUGGCUUUGUGGUAACCACCACAAGAUCGCAGGAAUAAAAAUUUAAUGGAUAUCCUUUCAACAAUUUGUAAUUAAUUUUUAUCUCAAUACUCGUUUCAACAUUUGUAAAGACAUAGUUGGAUUAUUUCGAAGACAAAAUUGUCAAGAUUUGGUAAUACCUUUUAAACUUUGAAAAAAGAAAAAAGUUCUAAAUUUCAUUUCCUUCUUCAAAGUUAAAACUUGAAUUUAAAAAAUAUAGAAAGAAAAUUAGCAUUGUUUCCUGACAGGAGUAUAUUUUAUAAUUGUCUGAUAGACAAUGCAUAGUGUAUAAUAAGCAUUAUAAAUGCUUCCAUUUCACAUUGUUAUAUGUGCUAGUCAAUUCAAGUUUACUUUUGUUUCCUUUUUAUUUGCUGACCAAUUGAGGUAAUUCAAGUGACAACAGAACAUAUUUCCCAGCAUAUGUAAUUUGGCAGCUUCAGUCUGUUUUGUCUUGAAUAUGUUCUUAUAUAAUUGUCACGUUUGGAAGAAAAUCUUGUUCCAGUCAGUAUGAACUAUAGAAACCAAAUGUGGAUAAUUUUGUAGUGAAGUAGCUCGUAUGGAUGCACUAUGAGUCUGGUUGUGGAAUUUAAUUUUGGGUGAAAGAUGUCCAGGUGAUAUGCAAUUAAAACAAUGAGUCAUAAAGAUUCCGAAAGUACUAUUGUAGAGUUAUGAUAACUUGCAUAUUUAGCCCUGAGCAUUUCUGCUAGACUUACAACAAGAAAACUAACCCUGAAUAAUAUUUUCUAAAUUUCUUGUGAUUUUAUUUAUUCUUUUAGUGUCCCUAUUUUUUUUUUUUAAUAUUUGAAUACCAACAAAGCAACUAUGGCAGGAGAAGAAAUUCAUAAUUUAUAUAUUACAUUGUUUCAUUUUCAUGAUUCACCAUGAAAAAGAAUUGUCAUUUUCAAGGUACUUACUACUAAUUUCAUGUGUGUUUCCUUUGUUCUGUUGCCGGAAUGGACAUAGCAAAUAAAGUUCAACACCAAAAUGCAGAAUAAAUAGAUUAUCUUUUUCUUUAAAACUUUUUUUAUCCCCAAACAUUCCUUAAUAGAUUAAUGUAUAAUUCAAGCAGAUGAAUAAACUUUGAGCGUGUUGAGACAAAAGGGGUUAAAAUUGGAAGCAACAUUUGCUUGUAAGAUGUCAAAUUGAAUCUAACAGGAUGUCAUGUAUUAUAGAUGUACCUGGGGAUAAUACAGCUGGAUCAGUGCAAUUCUGAGAAUGAAUUAUCCAGGUAAAUAAGUAACUUCGAUUGUAAAAACAAAGCUUGUUAGAAUUGGUACAUAUUUGUAUGUAUUUGCUGAAAUUGUUAUUAUUUUUUAAAUGAUUACACCUUGCUUUUGAGAUGUACUUGCUUUCUGCACCCUCCCUUUCCCCCAACGCUUGUUCUAUGACAACCUAAGUUGAAAAUGAUGAGAACUGGCAAUUUUCAUGUAAUGUUAUUGCUUUAGAAGCUUUUUGAGUUAUGCCAAGAUUGUACCACCUGGCUUGUGUUUGUUUAUUUACUAUGGAGCAUUGAUUAUUGGUGAUGGUUUAAUGUAUCAUGUGGGAUAAGGAGAAAGAGAAGUGCUCUCUUUGUAUCUCAUAUUACCAUAUCCAUCUCAAAAGACAAAUGAGAUGGACGUAGACUUAGCCAAAAUUAAUAUGUCAGAUAAUGUUGUGACGUUGAAUGGAGAGAAAUGACGCUUUUUGUAAUUUUUAGCACUUGAAAUAGUUUGAAUUCUCUACACGAAGAUUAACAGUCUUUCUGCUCUUUUUGUUUCCUCACUAAAGCAAAGCAAGGCUUGUAACAUGUAUAUGACAAAUGGGGAAGCGGGGGUAUUUUUGCUGUGUAUUUAAAAGUCAAAAGUUCGUGGAUUCUGCCUCAAUUUUUCAUGCCGACUCUGACGGAAGUUUAGCCCAUGAGAGAAUGGGAGAGCAUCUGUCUUAACUCUGUCAACUCUGCACUUUGGAACCUGAAUGCGUGGUGUGAAGGGAGGAACAUCCUUCUCAAUAGAUAGAAAUCAGUGCAUUGAAUUCUUGAAGGUGUCGAAUACUGUAUCCUAUGCAAACUAGCUUUGCCAAGUCAAAGUUAUCAGUUGUUCAAAUAUGUUCAACAUCAGGUGGAAAAAUACAUAAAACGAUUGAAAUAAAGAAAAAACUCUUUUGCUGUUUUAAGGGAAGGAGAAGCAAAAUGAGGUAUUGAUGUACCUGGUUUGAGGGCUUGUGACUUGUGAAAGUUAUUUCAAACUCACUUGUCAUAAGUGAGUAUUUAAGCAUCUCUGUUAUUGAAAACGAGAUCUCUUUCUAUCUUUAUCUCUCGUUCAAUAAAAUUACAAACUUAUUAAAAA